AUGAAUUACGAUAGGGAGAUAAUUAUUCAUAGGGGCAGUGAAGAAGGCGAGGAACCAGCUCCAAAGAAAAAUAUUGGGGGGAAAACUAAAUCUAUACAUCCACCCCUUGAGUCUCAUUGGGUUCUCCCUGCUGAAAAACAAGACAAGGAUCGUGUAUCAACAAGGACAGGCAUCAAGACACUGCUAAAUUAUCCGAAGAAGGUUCGAGAGUCGUUGAAGAGAAUUGGGAGGAGCAAAAGCAUGAAAAAUCUCCUUCAAGGAACUCCUGAUCCAAAAGAUGAAGAAAUUGUUAAUUCUUUCCGCGAAUUGCUCUUUCUUGAGGGCCAGUUAACAACAAAGCACAAUGACUAUCAUACACUUUUGCGAUUUCUACGAAUGAGGGAUUUUGAUGUUACAAAAUCAAGAGAGAUGUUCUUGAAUUAUCUCAAGUGGCGCCAGGAUUUUAGAGUUGAUUCAAUUUCCAAGGAAUUUACGUUUGAGGAGUUUAAGGAGGUCAAGCAAUGCUAUCCUCAUGGAUUUCAUGGAGUUGAUAAAUUUGGUAGACCAAUAUACAUUGAACAGAUUGGGAUGGUAGAUCUAAAUGCCUUGCUUCAAGUAACCACAAUUGAAAGAUUUGUUAAGUAUCAUGUGUCUGAAAAAGAGAAAACAUUGAAUUUGAGAUAUCCUGCAUGUUCAAUUGCAGCCAAGAGGCAUAUAGCAUCAACCACAAGUAUAUUAGAUGUGAAGGAAGUGGGAAUAUCUAAUUUCUCAAAGCCUGCAAGACAGCUCUUUAUGGAAAUUCAAAGGAUUGAUAGCAAUUAUUACCCAGAGAUCAUCCUUCUUGGACCCACUAAUUCAACAUCGGAAAAGGCGAGAUCUGAUGGAACAGAGCAAUCAUUGAGUUUGAAAUUCGACAUCUCCACUUCGCAUACAACGGUAAAAGCUUCGUAUGCUCUAACAAUUUUGGAGAAUCAGAGAGUGAAAUGUGAAGGUGAAGUUGAAGAGGAUGUUGCUCACGUAGGGUUUAAGUUUAAGGGUUUUGACCCUUUAUGGGUUUUAAGUUCGUGA
Pistacia vera is the source of this 1047-nucleotide messenger RNA. RefSeq names its product phosphatidylinositol/phosphatidylcholine transfer protein SFH11-like. NCBI's taxonomy places the organism in Eukaryota, Viridiplantae, Streptophyta, Magnoliopsida, Sapindales, Anacardiaceae. The coding region runs from base 1 to 1047 and encodes 348 amino acids. The transcript is spliced from 6 exons. The record is from RefSeq and is a predicted model, not a curated record.